AUGAAGCCAGGCUGUGCGGCUGGAUCUCCAGGGAAUGAAUGGAUUUUCCUCAGCACCGAUGAAAGAAACACAGACUAUAGGAAAACAAUGUGCAACUGCGGGCUGCAAAGAUCUGUCAUCCUGUUGGCAUUUAUUCUCCUAAGAGCUGUAACUGGAUUCUCUGGAGAUGGAAGAGCUAUAUGGUCUAAAACUCCUCAUUUUAGUCCGGUAAAUGAAAGUCAGCUCUUUCUCUAUGACACUUUUCCUAAAAACUUUUUCUGGGGCGUUGGGACUGGAGCAUUUCAAGUGGAAGGGAAUUGGAAGACAGAUGGAAAAGGACCCUCUAUAUGGGAUCAUUUCAUCCAAACACACCUUCAAAAUGUCAACAGCACGAAUAGUUCCAGUGACAGUUACAUUUUUCUGGAAAAAGACUUAUCAGCCCUGGAUUUUAUCGGAGUUUCUUUUUAUCAAUUUUCAAUUUCCUGGCCAAGGCUCUUCCCCGAUGGGAUAGCAGCAGUUGCCAACGCAAAAGGUCUCCAGUACUACAAUACUCUUCUCGAUGCUUUAGUAUUUAGAAACAUUGAACCUGUGGUGACUUUAUACCAUUGGGAUUUGCCUCUGGCGCUACAAGAAAAAUAUGGGGGGUGGAAAAAUGAAACCAUAACAGGUAUCUUCAAUGACUAUGCCACCUACUGUUUCCAGAUGUUUGGGGACCGUGUCAAAUAUUGGAUUACAAUUCACAAUCCAUAUCUAAUUGCUUGGCAUGGGUACGGGACAGGUAUGCACGCGCCUGGAGAGAGGGGAGACUUAGCAGCUGUCUACACUGUAGGACACAACCUCAUCAAGGCUCAUUCAAAAGUUUGGCAUAACUACAACACAAAUUUCCGCCCACAUCAGAAGGGUUUGGUGUCAAUCACGUUGGGAUCCCAUUGGAUUGAGCCAAACAGAUCAGAAAACAUGAUGGAUAUACUCAAGUGUCAACAAUCCAUGGUCUCCGUGCUCGGGUGGUUUGCCAGCCCUAUCCACGGGGAUGGAGACUAUCCAGAGGUGAUGAAAAAGAAGUUGCUCUCCAUUCUACCCCUUUUCUCUGAAGCAGAGAAGAAGGACGUGAGGGGCACCGCUGACUUCUUUGCCUUUUCCUUUGGACCCAACAAUUUCAAGCCCCAGAACACCAUGGCUAAAAUGGGACAAAAUGUGUCACUCAACUUAAGAGAAGUGCUGAAUUGGAUUAAGCUGGAAUAUGGCAACCCCCGGAUCUUGAUUGCUGAGAAUGGCUGGUUCACAGACAGUCAUGUGAAAACAGAAGACACUACAGCCAUCUACAUGAUGAAGAAUUUCCUCAACCAGGUUCUUCAAGCUAUAAGGCUGGAUGGAAUACAAGUGUUUGGCUACACUGCCUGGUCCCUCCUGGAUGGCUUUGAAUGGCAGGAUGCUUACACCACUCGCCGAGGAUUAUUUUAUGUGGAUUUGAAUAGCAAGCAAAAAGAAAGAAAGCCCAAGUCUUCGGCACAUUACUAUAAACAGAUCAUCCAGGAAAAUGGUUUUACUUUCAAAGAGUCCACCCCGGAUGUGCGGGGUCAGUUUCCCUGCGACUUCUCGUGGGGCAUCACCGAGUCUGUCCUUAAGCCCAAGGUGGUGGCUUCCUCCCCACAGUUCAGCGACCCUCACCUGUAUGUGUGGAAUGUGACGGGCAACAGACUGCUGCACCUAGUGGAAGGGGUGAGGCUGAAAACACGGCCCGCUCAAUGCACAGACUUUGUCAGCAUCAAGAGACAACUGGAGAUGUUGGCAAGAAUGAAAGUCACUCACUACAGGUUUGCUCUGGACUGGCCCUCAGUCCUCCCCACCGGCAACCUGUCCGUGGUUGACCGACAAGCUCUGAGGUACUAUAGGUGUGUGGUCAGUGAGGGGCUGAAGCUCAACAUCUCCCCAAUGGUCACCUUGUACUAUCCGACGCACGCCCACCUGGGCCUCCCCACGCCCCUGCUGCACGGCGGGGGAUGGCUGAACCCAUCCACAGCCCAGGCCUUCCAGGACUACGCUGGGCUGUGCUUCCAGGAGCUGGGGGACCUGGUGAAGCUCUGGAUCACCAUCAAUGAGCCCAACCGGCUGAGUGACAUCUACAGCCACACCGGAAACGACACCUACCGGGCAGCGCACAACCUGCUGAUCGCCCACGCGCUGGUCUGGCGCCUCUACGACAGGCAGUUCAGGCCCGUGCAGCGCGGGGCCGUGUCGCUGGCUUUGCACUCGGACUGGGCGGAACCCGCCAACCCCUACGCCGACUCGCACUGGCAGGCGGCCGAGCGCCUCCUCCAGUUCGAAAUCGCCUGGUUCGCAGAGCCCCUCUUCAAGACCGGGGACUACCCGUUGGCCAUGCGGGAGUACAUCGCGCUCAAGAACAGGCAGGGGCUCUCGCGCUCCACCCUGCCUCUCUUCACCGAGGAGGAGAGGAGGCUGGUCAAGGGCGCCGCCGACUUCUACGCGCUGAACCACUUCACCACCAGGUUCGUGAUGCACGCGCGCCAGAACGGCAGCCGCUACGACGCCGACAGGGACGUCCAGUUCCUGCAGGACAUCACCCGCCUGAGCUCCCCCAGCCGCCUGGCUGUCCUGCCUUGGGGCGAGCGCAAGGUGCUGAGGUGGAUCCAGAAGAACUAUGGAGACGUGGAUGUUUACAUCACGGCCAGUGGCAUCGAUGACCAGUCUCUGGAAAAUGAUGAACUCAGAAAAUACUACUUAGAGAAAUACAUUCAGGAGGCUUUGAAAGCACACCUAAUUGAUAAAGUCAAAAUCAAAGGCUAUUAUGCAUUCAAACUGACUGAAGAAAAAUCUAAACCCAGAUUUGGAUUCUUCACAUCUGAAUUCAAAGCUAAAUCCUCAGUUCAGCUUUACAACAAACUGAUCGGCAACAGCGGCUUCCCUUCUGAGAACACGAGUCCUAGGUGCAGUCAGACUCAAAGAAACACAGAGUGCAUGGUCUGCUUAUUUCUUGUGCAAAAGAAACCACUGAUAUUCUUUGGUUGUUGCUUCUUCUCCACGCUGGUUCUACUUUUAUCAAUUACCAUUUUUCAUAAGCGAAAGAGAAAAAAAAUUUGGAAAGCAAAGAACUUACAACACAUACCAUUAAAGUAAGGCCACAGAAAGUUCUUAGUGAAACGGAUCCUGUUUCUGUCUGCAUGAUAGAAAGUCUAAAAAUUCACUCCAGUUCCACAUACUGGUAACUUAGAGAAGACAAUCUGAAAUACUAGUGGUAACCAAGGUGAUGACAAUCAAGGUCUCUGCUGUGUGGUCCAAAUGAAUUUUCCGUUAGGUAUUCACAUCACUGAAUUCAGUUCUUGGAUGUGAAGAUAAAGGCUUUACCCAGACAGUAAGCUAUGAGGAUUAUCUGAUACACUGCUUCAAGUUUAAUGAGCUGUUAUCCAUCAUUCUUCUCUAGCUUUCUUCUAUAAAUACCAAUAGCUACUUGUAACAAAUUACUUAGAAAAAAAGUGCAACUUUUGCUAGACUCCACAGCAGAAAUUUAAAACUCUUAACACUGGAUAGUGAUUAUUCUGUCACUUCUAACAAGGUGCUUUUCCCCUUUAGAAAAUACAUAAGUAAUGCUUAUUUAUCAUCAGCUCCAGCAUAGACUCUUAAGCACAUAGAUCCUAGUUUUUCUCAAUAGAAAUAAAAACCAUCACUUAUAAAACAUGGUAUUUUGUGAGGUCCCUCCUUGUAUCAGAUCUGAUUUAAAAACAUAGCUUCCAUAACUCAACUCAUGGAAAGAUCACAGGACUAAGAUUAAGAAGAUCUAGACCCCACUGCCUGUGGAGACAGCAGUCACUCAACCUCACAGUACGGCAAAUUCCUCUUUAGACAAAUUGACAGCAUUCUUCCUCACUUGGAUUAUGAGGCAAGGAUCUUACAUACUUAGGAAAGCUAAAUAUCCUAAAAUGAUGUAGUUUAUUACCAAGUCAUCAGAGGAUAUUAUUCCAUAAGACUUGCUCUCUCCUGUGGAGCUCCACUGUUCUGACACCAGUAUAUAUAGGGACCUCUCACAAAGGUAUAGAAUGCAUCUCGAUCUUGACCUUGCAACUGUGCCUCUUUGGAUACAAUUCACUGUUGAUGGUCUGAAGGAGUUAAAACUUUUGCCAUUGCGUCUUUUGAAGCUGGGAUUCUUAAAUCUGAACUAGGAGGUUAAUUUUUUUGAACUCUUACGCUUAAGAUUCAUUCAAUGUAUUCUAAAUUUUAGAGGAAAAAAACCUGAAUGUAAGCCCAUUCGUACCCAUUCUUUAGGUUAGUCAACAUUUAAAUUCACAUUUCACAUAGUAGGUAAUCACUGUCCAUUCUAUCCAAGAAUUUACUGAGUCAAAGGAAAGGGGUUUUUUUGUUGUUUAAAAAACCUUGGUAGGAAACUACCCUAAAUGAAGUCAAUUGUGAUUGCUUUUCAGGGCUAUAUGUCAGAAGCCAAAUUUUGUAGGUAAUAGAGAUUCUAAUAGGAAGUUUCAAAGAUACUGUAAUGAGAUAACAUAAUUGGUCAAGUAAAUGCAAAAAUGAUGGGUAAUCAGUUUGCUUUUUGGCUGGCCAAAUUCAAACAGUAAUUGUGGUUUUCUAUUCCCUUUGCCCCCACUGUAUCCACUCUCCCAGCUUUGGUAGUUUUUAUAUUAUGCUUUUUAUCUUUUCAAGUAAUUUUUAUUUCCUUUUUGAAAACUCACGUAGUUGGCCUAAGGCUAUCCACAAUUACAACUGGUUGUUUUAAUGUUAACUAUGUGGAAAGACUCAUUUAAAACAACCACUUGGCUGGGUUUUUUUUUCUUUGUGCCACAUGGAUUCACUGACCCCAAAGUUCCAGUGAAUAUUCUUACAGGAAUUUUCAGUUGAACAACUUACCAACUUUUUAACUUCUAAUAUCUAACAUCUUGAAUGCAUAUUCAGUCAUAGGAAUAACAAAGAUUUAGAAUUAAAUUAAGGUUUUGCUUUUCUGGUGUCUAAAUAUUACUUUGUGCUCUGAUUAAAAAGUAUCUUGUAUUCAGUUUACCAUUAACCUUCAAUACAUUAUGCCUUUAUAUUUAGAGCUGAAGUUAAAACUUGUGUGCUUUUUCAAAUUUGUUAACCUUGCCAUCAACUCCCCCAAAUAGUCAAGUCCCAAAACAAUGCUUACAGUCCUUUCUAACACCUGGGAACCAUGUUUUUAAGCCAUCAUCAUAUAAGAAUCCUUAGGUAAAUAAUAUAAAUCAUGAUCAAUUAUACUUACUAUUCAGGUUUAUCCUAAACUCAUUUAAAAAUUAUGUCAUUUUAAACUGAUAGCUUUUGACAGGAUAAUAUUUUCAGAAUUUAGGCCUGGGACUUGCUUGGGGGGGGGGAGCGGGGGGAGACCUCUUAAAACCUAGUUAACUUGUGUUCUAUUUUGUGUAUGGUAUUAGUUUGUAUAUUCAAUGUAACAACCCUGUCUUUGACUAACAAGUCUGGUACAUACAGAAAAUAUUACAACGUAACCAUGGUGUUUAAAGAUCCUCUGUAAUAUUAGGUGGUCAGUACAUUUUGACUAAUUGUUGAAUUCUCAAUGUAAUUUAUUCCAAAUAAACUGGGUUUAUGCCAAUUUA
This is a messenger RNA of Leptonychotes weddellii (Weddell seal), 5564 nucleotides long. The record is from RefSeq and is a predicted model, not a curated record. Lineage: Eukaryota; Metazoa; Chordata; Mammalia; Carnivora; Phocidae.